CUUGAACCAGGGGCCUUCUUGCUGUGAGGCAAGAGUGCUAACCACAGCGCCACCGUGCCACCAGCUUCAAAUGAUGAUAACUGGAUUAAGAAAACAAGUUGUUGCUUAACAGAAAGUGAAAAAAGUGAAUAAUGAUUCAAAAAUUGUCAGUUUGAUCAUGCUUAGAGUAUAGGCUUACAGUGUAUUCAUAAAGUAGUACAAAACACCACUCCUGUUUUUAGGUUGGUCUACUUUUAGGCUGAUAUCUACUUGCUUGAAGAUACUAGCUGAGUGAAAUGUUGGCAAAAGAACCUGAAGGAGCAACAGAUACAAAGCAAGCAGCACACAGAGGAAUGGAAGUUAAACAGUAAAGAGUCUGUUUUGGUGAAAAAAGAUGGGGAGCAGCAGCAUCAGAAGAAGAAGUGGAGUCUAGAAAAAGAGGAUAUGCUUGAGAUGAAAAGGAGGGAGAUGCGAUGAGAGGAGGAGGAGGAGGAGCAGAGGGCUGGGAUGAAGGAGAGAGGUGUUUGGAGAGAGGCUCAGGUGUGCGUGACUGGAAAACGGAGGAAGCAGCUCAGAGAUGAGCAGCAGCGUCUCUGGCUGUUUGACAUUGGACUAUCAGUGGUCUCUUUUCUCCGUGGUGGAAACACGCAUCACUGUUACGAAGCGAGGGGGCCGCAAGUGACUCAGAGACAUUGAGAUUCCAAUAAGGUUUAUGUAAACCUCCUCUCUGUCACCUGUUACUGUGGAGACCGUCUCAGCUUUGUAAUUGGAGGAGCUUGGAUUACAUUCAGCCAAUGAGUCUGAGCCCGGAAUUUCUUUUGAAUUGUUCAUGUUGCACUGCUACACCUGUCUCAGCUGCUGCACCCUAACACCAGGCUGAAGAGGAAUGCACUGAAACACAAUUUUUUUUAAGUUGUCGGAUGUGCCACCUGCUUUUGCUAUGGGAGGGAAAACUGCUUUUCGGACAAGUGGCUUCCAGUGACGGCUCGGCCCCGGCAAUCUGAGAUCCUCUUUUUUAUCAAGUCAGCGGAUCAAGAUGAUGCUUUGGCUGUUGCUGGUUUUGUGUGUUUGGGUUGGACCUGAGGAAGCUACUUCUGCUCAGUCCAGUGAAAGGCGAGUGGUAGCACACAUCCCCGGAGACGUCAUCAUCGGAGCCUUGUUCUCUGUUCAUCAUCAGCCGCCUGCUGACAAGGUACAUGAGCGCAAAUGUGGUGCUGUGAGGGAGCAGUAUGGAAUUCAGAGGGUGGAGGCCAUGAUGCACACGCUGGAUCGCAUCAACGCAGAUCAACACAUUCUGCCCAACAUCAGUCUGGGCUGUGAGAUCCGGGACUCAUGCUGGAACUCGGCCGUAGCUCUGGAGCAGAGCAUCGAGUUCAUACGGGACUCGCUGGUCUCUUCCGAUGAGGCUGAGGAGUGGGGUGCGGGAGGAGCCUGGGGAGGAGGAGGAGGAGGUGGCACAACAACGAUGAAAUGCACAGACCCUGCCGCAACUCCAAUGCGAGGGAAGAAACCAAUUGUGGGAUUGAUUGGGCCAGGAUCGAGCUCUGUGGCCAUUCAGGUCCAGAACCUGUUGCAGCUGUUCAACAUACCACAGAUUGCCUACUCUGCCACCAGUAUGGACCUCAGUGAUAAGAGCCUUUACAAAUAUUUUAUGCGGGUGGUGCCCUCUGAUGCUCAGCAGGCACGAGCCAUGGUAGACAUUGUGAAGAGAUACAACUGGAGCUAUGUGUCUGCCAUCCACAGUGAAGGAAACUAUGGCGAGAGUGGGAUGGAGGCAUUCAAGGACAUGGCAGCCAAGGAAGGCAUCUGUAUUGCUCACUCAGGCAAAAUCUGGAGCAACGCCGGAGAGCAGAGCUUUGAUCGCCUGCUGGAGAGGCUGAGAGCGCACCUGCCCAAGGCGAGAGUGGUGGCAUGCUUCUGUGAAGGCAUGACUGUCCGCAACAUCCUCAUGGCCAUGAGACGUCAGGGACUCGUGGGGGAGUUCCUACUCAUCGGCAGUGAUGGAUGGGCGGACAGGUACGAUGUGACAGAUGGCUUCGUGAGGGAGGCAGCUGGGGGUAUCACCAUCAAGCUCCAGUCAGCCGACGUGAAAUGGUUCGAUGAGUACUACCUUAAACUCCGCCCUGAGAACAACCAAAGGAACCCUUGGUUCCCAGAGUUCUGGCAGCAUCGGUUUAACUGUCGCCUUAAAGGUCAUCCACAGGAGAGCAACAAAUACAAUCAAACUUGUGGCAAGCGGGACUCUCUCCGGCACAAUUAUGCACAGGACACCAAGAUGGGAUUCGUCAUCAAUGCCAUCUACUCCAUGGCAUAUGGCCUCCAUAAUAUGCAGCAGGCACUUUGCCCAGGCUAUCAGGGUCUGUGUGACGCCAUGCGACCUAUAGAUGGUGCAACACUGCUGGACUUCCUGAUGAAGACUAACUUCACCGGUGUUUCUGGGGAAGGAAUCCUAUUUGAUGAAAAUGGAGACUCUCCUGGAAGAUAUGAAAUAAUGAAUUUUAAGAAGAUGGGGAAGGACUACUUUGACUAUGUGCACAUUGGUAGUUGGGAUAAUAGUGGCUUGAAGAUAGAUGAUGAUGAAAUCUGGUCCAGCAAAGACACCAUCAUUAAAUCCGUCUGCAGUGAACCCUGUGAUAAAGGGCAGAUUAAGGUGAUCCGUAAAGGAGAGGUGAGCUGCUGCUGGACGUGCACUCCCUGCAAAGAAAAUGAGUUUGUGUUUGAUGAGUACACCUGCCAGGCCUGUGAGCUGGGCUCCUGGCCUAAUAACGAUCUCACAGGCUGUGACCCAAUACCAGUGGAGUACCUGCGCUGGGGGGACCCCGAGCCCAUCGCUGCAGUGGUCUUCGCCUGCCUCGGCCUCAUGGCCACAUUCUUUGUCACAGCCGUCUUUAUUCGAUUUCGGGACACUCCAGUUGUGAAAUCCUCCAGCAGGGAGCUGUGUUACAUAAUCCUGGCAGGGAUCUGUCUCGGAUACCUGUGUACCUUCACUCUCAUAGCUAAACCCCAUGUCAUUCAUUGCUACCUCCAACGGUUGGGAAUUGGAUUAUCACCUGCCAUGAGCUACUCUGCACUUGUCACCAAGACAAACCGCAUCGCUCGGAUCCUGGCAGGAAGCAAGAAGAAGAUCUGCACAAAGAAACCUCGCUUCAUGUCUGCUUGUGCUCAACUUAUCAUUGCCUUUCUCCUCAUUCUGCUCCAGCUGGGCAUCAUUGUGGCUCUUUUCAUUAUGGAGACUCCUGAGGUGAUCCACGACUACCCCAGCAUCCGCCAGGUCAACCUAAUUUGCAACACCACAAACCUCGGAGUUGUGGCCCCCCUGGGUUACAACGGCCUGCUCAUCCUCAGCUGCACCUUUUAUGCCUUCAAGACUCGCAAUGUUCCUGCAAAUUUUAACGAGGCCAAGUACAUUGCAUUCACCAUGUACACCACCUGUAUUAUAUGGCUGGCGUUUGUACCCAUUUACUUUGGCUCCAACUACAAAAUAAUCACCAUGUGCUUCAGUGUCAGCCUCAGUGCCACGGUGGCCCUCUGCUGCAUGUUUGUACCUAAGGUCUACAUCAUUCUGGCCAAACCAGAGCGUAAUGUGCGCAGUGCCUUUACUACCAGCACAGUGGUGCGCAUGCAUGUCGGCGACGGCAAAUCGUCCUCUGCAGCGAGCCGCUCCUCCAGCAUGGUGAACCUUUGGAAACGCAGAGGCUCCACCGCAGAGACACUCAGCUCCAACGGUAAAUCAGUGUCUUGGGCGCAGACGGAGCGCACCACUUCACGGGGUAACCACCUCUGGCAGCGGCUAUCCUUCCACAUCAAGAAGAAAGAGAACAAUCAGACUGCAGUCAUUAAGCCCUUCUCCAAAACCUCAGAGGAGCGGUACUGCAGUGGGUCUGACCUGCCACUGCAUGUACAGCUCCCCUCCCUCCCCUCCAUGUCCUCCCUGCCCACUCAUCCCGACAGCAGCACCGAUAAAACCCUCUAUAAGCUGGCGGAGGUGGAGGAGCACUAUUCCAUUACGUAUCAGCCCCAGACGCCUUCACCAAUCAGCACAGUCAGCCAGAGGAUAGCAGCAAAUCUAGGAGACGAGCCUCAGAUGGCCUCUAUUCCAAAGUACUCCAGCAGCGUGGGCAGCAGCAGCAGUUGCGGACCGUCCAGCAGCGGCUCCAUUGCAGGUGGUUGCGACAACCGUUUGGUUGCCAUGGACGACCGCCCCCCUGUGGUGCCGAAUUCGCUGAUGGAUCAGAUCAGCUGCGUGGUCAACCGCUUCGCUGCCAACAUCUCCGAGCUCAACAGUAUGAUGCUCUCCCCCUCUCCCACGCACUCACACAAGCACACGCCCCCGUCCCCCCACCCGCCUGACCCCUACCUGUUACCCCGAGAGCUGCACAUGCCCCCGACCCUCACCACCUACGCCGAUGUCCAAGCCCUGUCCCCGAUGGAGUCCAGCCGGGGCGGCUGCCUCGUUCACCAAAUGCCAUGCUCCCCUUACCCCCACACUUCCCCCUCCCUCUCCCCCAUGCGAGGAAGCAUGGUGCCCUGUUUAACCGACCCCUCGUUAAGGAGGGAUGAACUGGAGGAGGAACUCAUUGCUUUGACUCCACCAUCACCUUUCCGCGACUCCCCUGCAUCUAGCUGCGGCUCCCUGAUCUCCGAGUCGGGUCUCUAUGUCCCCCCAGUCCCUUCCCACCCUCCGCCCUCCCCCCCUUCACCCAGGUACACUCGGCUGACACUCAGAAACUACAGCCAGAGCUCCUCCUCACUGUGAGGCAGACAUCAGGCAAGGUUGGUGGAAAACUUAGACUGAGAUCAUCUGAAAUCGACCAUGUAUGGAAAACUGAGGUCAAGCAGGAAAGUCACUAAGCACACCGCGCUGUGUUCACAUGUUUGCAGUGAGAAACAGGGUUAGAGGUGUUUCCUCGCCGUUAAAGACGACCACGGAGAUGUUGGGCGUCAGUGAUAGAGGCUGUAGGGGAGUGACAGCCUCUUUCGGUUGGGGAAGCUGCCUUAAGACGACUCAGCUCUCAACUAACUAGUGAUGGGAUGUUUUUGUGUUAGUGAGAAUGAGUGUUUGGCCUGUGUCAUCGUGAAAGGAAGGUUGCUGGAAAUUGUCAGGACGAGCGGCAGACUCAGCUUAUCAGCUAUCAGGGGCAAAUCAAGAAAAGAAAUUUGCUCUCAGACGCACAUGCAGUCGAUCACAGCACACCCUUACACAUCUAUUGUAAGCGAAAACAGUGUAAAUAUAGAGGUAUGUAUUUUUCUUCUCUGACAAAAUCCAACAUGCUUCUGACUAAAGUGCUUUGUGUGAACUUUAACAUACAAUACCUGUAUGUUAUGGUGAAGAACUACAUCAUGUUUUUUUUUCUCAGCUCUCUAACACACUUCCACCACCUCUCUGUCCUCCUUUCCGAUGCAUCCUUGUCUUUUCUUGACACUUUUCCUGUAUUUUCUACUCUUUUAACACAUUUCUUCAGAGGUUUGAAUGUAUAUUUUUUACAUGAUUCCUAAAGGAGUCGGGACCAAAUCUUUUUGUAGCUUUGUGUAAAGGGAGGGGUUGACAGGUCCAGGCCUUGUUUUAACGCAUCUUCAUUUCACUCAGUGAUAGGAAGUCUGACCUUAAAGCGUGUGGCAUUUACCUGCAUUUUUCAAGUCUCUGCUGGAUCCCAGUCGCAACAUUUUUAGAACAAUGUCUGCUUUGCAGUGGAGUCACAGAAAUCCAGGUUUCUGUGGACACUUACUGAUGGACUCAAGAUGGGAAAUAUCCUCUUUGCUUAGCCUUUUUGAAGGUCAGCUAUCUGCAUGUGAGUGCAAUAUUCUCCACUGUUUUUGAGACAAAACAACUUCAGAGCAACUCAAACUGAGCAUAUGUUUGUCAUAUGUUUGUCUCAAAAGACCAGAGUGUAGCAGAAUAACAAUAACAGCAAAGAAGAGCAAAAAAACAACAUCACCAACACAGAAUUUAGACAGAGAUCAACAAACACUGAGUCACUUUGCUGAGAGCUUGGUGAGACUGAAGGGAAAGUUAGAUUUCUUUCAUUGCUCUUAAUAUUUAGGAAAAAAGCCAAAUUCUGAAAAUUAACCUUAUGGUGACCAUGAAGUGCAAAUCACAUCAACAUAUCCCUCAAUGCAAUAAAUGAUUAAAGAUCACAAUUAAAAAGGCCAAGACGAAUAAUACAAUAAAAAACAUCACAUUUUAGGAACUAAAGCAAAAUUCCAGAAACAAGAAAGUGUAAAAACAAUGUUGCAAAAGUUAUAUGAAGCUUUAAACAAAUUAACUAUGAACUGAAAGCGGUAAUGCUAGGCUUUACAGAAGAUCAGUGAUUGGAUGAUGAUAUUUAGGUUUUGAAGAAGUGAGAAAGCAAAAGGAGGAUUUGCCUGAACUGUAGUAAAGACCAGAGUGAUCAAUCACUGAACUUUGCAGUCGGAAAAAAAUUCCAGGCCAAAAAACUUCCUGUUAAAAAGGUGAACAAGCAUUUUGGUUCGACUAUUCCGGUUUCUUAUUUUGUUUCAUUUUUAUUUUAUUUUAUUUAGAAUUCAGGAAAUUACUUUUGUUUUCCGAAACCUGUCGAUUUUAUUUUGUUAAAUCUUAUCAGGAAUUGUAUUUCUUGGUUUCUGGAAUUAAGUUUUAACAAGUUGACCGCUGAUGUAAACGCAGAUUUACAUUAUUCAAAUAAAGCAUUUUUUAUUUUUAUAAAUAUGAUGAACACACCUUGUUUUUCCCCCCUUUGGAAUUCACCAAAAAUAGUUGAGGUAGUUUUGUGCUUAUUUUAUUCUUUCUCAUCUUAAAAACAAAAAAAAUUGCAGCAUGAGUUUGUAAUUUGCAGAUGAAUUAAACUUAUAACAUUAAUUCUGUAGUUACAGACCAUGGACCUUAAAAUAACUCAUGAAUUGUAAUUACUCUGAUUUCUAUCUCGGAAAUCUUUAAAAAAAAAAGUAAACCUCUUAGUUAUGAUUGAAUGAUGUGACAACUCAAAAUUAUCAGAUUCUAUUUUUUAUUUAAAUUUUAUGUUGAAACAUUACAACUAACAAAUGGAGUGCAGUGUUGUCUUACAAAUUACUUUCGUAUUGUUUGUUAUUCACACAAACCUAUAAAAUAGUCUACACAAUAUCCAAUCGAACUGGCUUAGCAUACUACGUUCACUUGGCCCAUACCAUAUUAAGGGUGUCCUUCUGCACUUUAAGAAAAAAAGGCAACUUUCCCAUUAUACUAAUUCCUUGCACAAUGUUUAUUCCUUCAUCAGGUAUUGGUGGUCCAGGUUUGAACUCUCCUCAUUAGAGCCCAUUGGAUUCCAUUUUUAAUAUGGGUGUGGCAGAAUUGAUUAUAUUUGUCUUAAAGCAAAAAGGUGAAAUUUUUACCUUCAAUUGACUUCUGUGAGCAUUUUUGUUUAAACAAAACCAAAUCAGCAGUCAAAAUUCUACCUUUAUCCCAUUAAUUGAAGCUUCAUUCUGAUUGGACAAGAAUGUGAAGAAUCCCCUUUUUUUUCUCACCUUACCCUCAGCAAACCAAAAAUGUGUGAAUGCGCUGCUUUAAGGUCAACCAUGUCCUCGCGUCACAUUUCUGGAUUAAACCCACUGCAGGUAAUCGUUCUCAAAAGUAUACUUUUCUCUCCUAUAGCUUUACAAGCACUAAGAGAUCUUUGUUAAAAUAAAAGGCUUUUGUUUUAACAAUUUGUUUGAAACUGCUCAACCUGAAAUUGCACAUUGGCUAUUAAUGAAUUGGUACGCCUAUAAAGUGAAUGUAUUUAAGGUGCCAACCACUGUCGGAGUCUCAGCGGGAUGUAAAACCUACAAACAUUUUUGAUGAAACAAACGAAAGGCCUUGGCUUUGUGUCAGCUCCCUCCACAGAUAAAACCGAGUUAACUAAAUAUAAUUAAAAAAAAAAUCACUUCAUUCAAUUUGAAAGGAGUUCUCCUACUAAAACUUGUUAUUUUUUACAUUUCAAUCCAGGAGUUCAUCUUGGUUUCUCCCUGCUAGGAGUCAGAUUAGAGCACUGCAAUCGCAGCAGACUUCUUGUGUCUGAGAACCUCCAUAUUUUCAGCGUCAGUCUGCAAACGGCCAUCACCGGGUUUUUGUUUAGCCUCUGUGCUCCACUGUAGCCAGCAAGAACAAACUCAGAAAAGGUGACUGUAAAUAAUAAGGGCAUGCAAAGACACUUUGGUUUUGUUUUCAUAUUAAAGUCGGUUUAUUUACAUAUCAACAAAAGUGAAACUGCUGUUUUUGAGCUAUCCUAUAAAAUACUGUACCAAUACGUGUUACGACUAGAGAAACUGUGUUACUAAACUGAAUGUGUGAGUGACCAUUUCUAUUAAGAUGUCUAGUAACUGAACAAUAUAAUAACUGGUAUUAUGAUGAUUGUUGUGCCAAAAGGCUGUGAAGGUCUAGUUUACUAGGUUGUGGCUAAAUCUGUGGUUUUAUAUGAGAAAAACUAAAAAAGAAAGAAAAUAUGUAAAUAUAGUUUCUAUUGUUUUUGGAUAUUUUCUAUAUAAAUAUUCCACAUUUCUAAGUGUCAAAGCAAUAGUAUACAUGUGUCUAAAGGUGCACAUUUGGGGUUUCUUACAUCUUAAACUGUCAUUUUUUUCAUUCUUCCUUAACCUCCAGUGGACAAAUCAAUAGGGAUGGGUUGAGAGAUUUAACCUAUAUAUAAAAAAAUCUGUCUAUAUUUAAUGAAACUAUUGACUGAUUUCUAGUUUUGAAAAAAAUCUGAUUCUUAUUUGGAGCCCUUUGUUCCACCUCUAUCGGUUUUUCUCUUUCAUUAGCCGUUUUGCACACAGAAAGCAGUUAAGUUGCUGCGCUGUGGACCCAGUUGUGGUCAAAACCUAAUUAAGUUGCAGACACUGGCCCUCAAAUUGGCCUAGAUACAGUAAACACAAGCAAAACUUUAUAGAUAAUCAAUUUUUGCACAAAAAAGAAAAAAAAUCUUAAAGUUUGGAACACCUUGUCCAUUUUGUCUGCCCGAAAAUCUAUUUCUGUGUUCGCUCAUCAAACUCCAGGCUGAACUGUAAAUGUUUUAUUCCGUUGAUAUUUUUGGAGGAGGAGCUGGUUAAUGUGUUGCUUGUCCCUGACAGUGGCACAAAUGCUCGCUUCAGCACUUUAGCCUCAUGGGUAAAGCUGUGCGGUGGUGUGCUGCCUCUGCAGAAAAAAAAACAAAAAAAAAACAUCAACUCUCACAAGCUUUAUCUCUUUAAUGACUCUGACAUCACGGACCAUCUUAAUUUCAGUACCUGUCACCCAGCAUUGAAAUAAUCAUCUGCAUGAGGGCUGCAGUGACGGCUGGAGUUAAACAUUUAUCGACUUGUGGGUUUCAGACCAACUAAAGAUGAAACAUAUCAUUUAGCAGCGUUUUGAGAGACGCUGUAGAGAAACUGUAAGACAUGCGCUGCUGCUGCACUGAUAAUCUCCUCGCAAUCAGUUCAAACUAUUUUAAAUAUAGCAUUACUAAAAACAUAAACACUCUAACAAAUUGAACUGAUAAUCCCUGUGCUUUAUCAUAUUUCUAAUCCACACAGGCUCUCCUUUUGAUUAGAUGAAAAGAGAACAGAAAUGUCAAUUCUGUAGGUGAUUUAUCAAGUGCUCCUUUUGUCUUUUGCUCUUUAGACCUUGACAUUCUUCAUUGUUCUCUCUGACAUUUUACUAAGUUAGAAGAGUACAAGGAUGUUUUUGGUGUCAUGUUGUUGGAAGCAUUAGUCUUAAACAUGAGGCUAUCAAGUGGAAACAAUCGUGCACUUCAGCUCCUGUGAUAACUGCCUCACAAGUUCUGACGCAAAAGCAUAACAUCAAAUUUGUGAAAAGUUCCUCUCUUUGUCAGAAACACAAACGGUUUAUUUUGUGACUGACCCACAGAAAACGAGAGCUUAAAAUCCCAGCAUGGCGCUCUGUGUGACUUUUUGAAUUUGAAAUGUAAAGUCUUGAAGUUUUCUUGCCAACAGUUCAAAUAAAUCUUGAGGGCCAAAGCUCA
Oryzias latipes (Japanese medaka) is the source of this 9923-nucleotide messenger RNA. RefSeq names its product glutamate receptor, metabotropic 5b (gene grm5b). The record is from RefSeq and is a predicted model, not a curated record. NCBI's taxonomy places the organism in Eukaryota, Metazoa, Chordata, Actinopteri, Beloniformes, Adrianichthyidae. Gene Ontology annotation, molecular function: G protein-coupled receptor activity. Gene Ontology annotation, cellular component: membrane. Gene Ontology annotation, biological process: G protein-coupled receptor signaling pathway.